AUGAGCGGAGAUUUGAAGGAUCCUCAUAAGAGCAUUCCUCUGGGAGAGCUAUCAGCUGUCGCAGUGAGUUCGAGCGUCUGUUUCUUGUUCAUUAUGAUCCUUGGAGCAACUGGUGAUCGACUAAGCCUGAUCUGCGAUAGCCUUAUUUCCGAAAAGGUAGCAUUGACCGGAUUUCUGUUCAUGAUUGGUCUUUACAUCUGUUCGCUUUCGUCCACGAUUGGAGCACUUCUUGGCACUCCUCGUGUGCUCCAAGGAAUCGCUGCCGAAGGGAUUAUACCGCUCCUGAAUCCAUUAGCGCAAGGCUCCGGACCGAACAAAAAUCCCGUACUAGCUGGAAUCGUGUUGAUGGCUGUAGCGUCAGUGUUUGUGCUGCUCGGAGAUCUUAACCAGCUCGCUAUUCUAUCAACUAUGCCAUUUUUGAUUACCUAUGCGUUUGUGAACUACGCAUACGUUUCGUUGGCAAUGAGCUACGAUUUGCUUACCAUCACUCAUGCAGCGUAAGU
Cylicostephanus goldi is the source of this 503-nucleotide messenger RNA. Lineage: Eukaryota; Metazoa; Nematoda; Chromadorea; Rhabditida; Strongylidae. The record is from the annotation of a GenBank genome assembly.